AUGACGAAAUGAGAAGAGAUGUUGUGCCUAAAAGCACAGUUCCAUCUUCAAUAAUUUUAUCGAAUAAUCUUGAGAUUAUUAACAAUACAUCAAGUAUUAAUACGAACUUACAUGAUUCUGACAUAACAGAUCAGAGAUAUCUACUUGAAAAGGAAUUUUACAAGACUUAUGAUCCUAACGUGGGAUUUAAUACAGCACUAGUGCUCGGAGUUAUGUUGAGUGCUUUACUUCUAUACGUUAUUUAUAGAACAAAAAUUAGAAAACCGCUUCUUGCAUUUGUUAAGCGUCAAUUUUACGAGUUUCGUCACCGUGGUAUGCCACGAGAGGUAGCGUCGUUAGUUGAUAUAGAGGUUCGUGACAAUGUGGAUAAUAAUGACAACGAUGCGGGUGAUACCGCCGACGGUAAUGACGAAGUGUUCUACGAUGAAGUAGAAAAAACACAUCAUGAUAAAACUUAUCAUUUAUUGCCGACUUUUUCUAUUUCUGAUGACGAUAAACAACUUCCAAUCGUUGUUAUGGAUAUGAAAUCUGCUACGGCUGACUGGGUACAACAACAACAUAACUUUUUGGAACCAGGAACUUUCAUACUAAAAGUCAAGUCCGAUACAAUAUGUCCUCAGGGAAAAGAAAUUAAUCCGUCCAAAGUACACACGACGUCAAAUAUUCCUGGUGCUAGGUCUCAGCAUUGUUUGUCACACGCAAGGACACACAGACAGUAUAUUCAUAAUUGUAAAUAUUCAAAUGCAUUAAACCAAAGUCUACCUACAUUAAAAACGCAAGAUUCAAUUCGUUCGUCGGAAAGUGACGUAAAGCCUUCGAAAAAGACUCGGCUGAAAAAUACAAAGCACCAAAGUAUGUCUUCAGAACCUAAAUCGCCUAUGCCUCAUUCUCAUAUCAGUAAGCCAGUGCAUCUGACACCCAUUAUUAAAAUUCAAAAUUACGAUAAAUCACAACGAACUACAAUUGACAAAAGGGAGGACCGAGAUUCCGUAAGCAGCAGUUCCUCGGACGAUCCUCAAAUCCUUCGUAUCACAGCUGAUAACUGGAAUAAAAAUAAACAGCUUAAGAUGUGCAGCUCACAAAGUGUAGAUAGACGGGACGACACUUGUCCCUAUUGUGAAACAACAAGUAAAAUACCAGUUCUUAAGCAAUUUAGUUUGGAUAUUCCGAAUGAUAAACAUAAUAUUCUUGUGCCAGUGAUAGACUAUACAGGGACGUCCAGAUCUUGUCAAAAUAUCACGUCAAUGGAGACAACAUUAUGAUAUACGAUCAGGGGCUGUGAAACAAUUGUGAUAUGUUUUGCAAGUGUACGAAAUAUUUUUGUAUCCAUAUCAUUGUGUAAUUAUAUAAGUUUCAUCCAUUCCAAGUUGUUUUUGUAGAUUGUAAGUUAACAUAUUCAUUACCAAACAUGAUGAAUAAUUCAGUCAGUGGUUAACCAUCAUAAGAUUAUCUCAGAGUUAUACAAUGACUGUAAGGCAUACACGGGAUCGAAAAACAAUUUACCUUGCAUAUUUCCAUCAUAGGUGGAUUAUGUAUAUGCUUUCCGUCUGGCUAACAUCAA
This is a messenger RNA of Mytilus trossulus (common blue mussel), 1561 nucleotides long. RefSeq lists its product as uncharacterized. Bases 9 to 1262 code for a protein of 417 amino acids. Lineage: Eukaryota; Metazoa; Mollusca; Bivalvia; Mytilida; Mytilidae. The transcript has a single exon. The record is from RefSeq and is a predicted model, not a curated record.